ACUCCAGAUGAAACUGGCAGGGUUCUGUAUCUCCAACAAGGUUAAGAACCACUGUUCUAGAAUGAUCUAGAGUACUUCCUCUUUGCUUUUGAUGCGGAGAAAGGGGGUGCUGAAGUCGGGAACCUCUUUUAUCCAACCAACAACUGUUGCGCAGCUACAGGAGACAAGGGACACAAACACACAUGCUGCGUUUGAAUUCCUGCGGACGCGAUGUCACCCGCCGCCGUCGGGAGGAAUUCCUGCGCCUGACUUCUUUGGUUCGUCCUCCUGCCGCAGUGGAGCAGCAGAGACGAUGGGAGAUGCGGCGCACCUCGGCGGCGUCAGGCGGACCUUCAUCGUCCCUGCCAUCAGGAGCUUCGAGCACUAUGACUUCACCAGGGCGAAGAUGUCCUCCAGCCUGACGUGGCUGGUGGCCAAGGCUUUUGGCUCGGAUGAAGUGCCAGAUGAGCUGGUAGAACCUUUCUACAGGGACCAGUAUAACCAGGAGCACCUUAAGCCACCGGUGGCCAGCCUACUCCAGUCCGCAGAGCUCUACUGCCGGGCGGGAAGCCUGAUCCUUCGAAGCGAUGCCGUCAAACCUUUACUGGGACACAAUGCCGUCAUCCAGGCUCUGGCUCAGAAAGGUUUAUAUGUCACCGAUCAGGACAGACUCGUCACGGAGAGAGAUCUGACCAGCACGCCUAUACUCAUGACUUCCCAUCUGGCACUGAUAGACACGCUGAUGAUGGCGUACACGGUGGAGAUGAUGAGUGUGGAGCGGGUGAUGUGCUGCAUAAACAGACAUUGUUCCGCCGGACCUUCGCACACCGACGCGCACGUCCAUGAACUGCCUUAUGACACUGAGGAUGCCAUCACCACAUGGCUCAACAAGGUGAAUGAACACCUGAGAGACAUUCUUGUUGAAGAGCAGAAGCUGAGAGACGUUUCCCACCAAGAAGCAAGCACAACGCCCAAAUCUCCCAACAAAUGGUACUGGAGACUUGUACCUGCUCGGUACAGGAAGUCUCAUGUCCAGCAGAGCAGCGCACCUUUGCUCCCCCUGGUGGACAACCUGUUGAAGGACAACACAGACGGCUGCGCUCUGGCGGCUCUGCUGCAUUUCUACUGCCCACAGGCUGUUCGAUUAGAAGAUAUCUGCCUGAAGGAGAUCAUGUCUCUGGCUGACAGUCUGUACAACCUCCAGCUGGUGCAGGAGUUCUGCAGGGCAAACUUGAACCACUGCUGCCACUUCAGCCUGGAGGACAUGCUCUACGCGCAUUCAUCCAUAAAGAGUAACUACCUGGUGUUUCUGGCUGAGCUUUUCUGGUGGUUCGAAGUGGUCAAACCCUCCUUUGUGCAACCCAGAGUCUUUGACCCAAAUGCCUGUGAACCUGUAACAUCCCGUAGAAAUACGGCUCCUGUGUCCAAGCAGAACAAUGUGGACAGACCUGAUAGCCCAGAGGACAUCUGUGAUGAAGUUGUAAUGAAGAGAUCUACCUCCAUGUCCUUUGUGGAUGGUUGUGUUGGGACUUGGCCACAGGAGAGACGCUCUUCCACACGUGGAAUCUCCUUUGAGAUUCCUCUGGAUGGAGAUGCCACAUUGCCGUCCUGUAAAGCGCCCUCCCUGAGUGGUAUGACCCGCUCCGCCAGCAGCGACGGCCUGGGGUUCAAAGUUCACUAUGCACCUCGAGGUGGCAUGAAGCGCCACGUGUCCCUCAUGCCUCACGUGAAUGGACAGAGUGGACACAUCGCAGAGGAUGAGGAAGACUUCACCCCCCACAAACCGCUGGGCAGGAACAACACAUUCUCGAUCAAGAACCAAAGCAGGCAUCCCAAUGGAGUACUCCCCGACACCAAUCAUCGUGGUAACCACAGCGGCCACAUCAGCCCCUCGACCCCUCCGAGCAUCGAGGAGGCGCUAAAGAUUAUCCACGACACAGAACGGCCCCACGCCAGCCUGGGCUUGGGAGAUCAAGACAAUGGCUUCUUUCUCCAUGGUGCUCAACCUUCAGGGCCUCCGGGGGCCACGGGUCCAGGAGACGACCCGGGUGCAGCUAAGGCCCGGUUCAUUGACCAUGACCCUAAUUCGCUCUCCACUGACGACACAGGCAUUCAUGUGAGGACAGAGGAAAUCCAAAGCUUGGAUGAAGACUCCUCUCUGAGAGACUAUUCAGAUAUCGACCCAGACUGUGAGACCAUGACACGCUCGUGUCCCCUGCCUGAGAGAGAGAGGAAUUGGGAAGGACGGUGCAAAGGUGUUGGUGAGUCAAACCCCGGAUUUAGCAGUGGCAGAGACGAUGGAGAAGACAGGAGUUCAGCACCCACCCUGCCCAGAUCUCACACUGUGAGUCCCGCCUCAUCCUACGGUGGUUCGGGAGGCGGCAUGGUGCGCAUGACGAGCUUCGCCGAGCAGAAAUUCAGAAAACUGGAGGGAAGGAGCAGUGGAGGAACGACACCGGAGAGUUCAGAUGUCAACACACCGUAUAGAAACCCAGCAAGGAACAGUUGCUCACAGAUUGGUACACCCCCUUUGCCAAUCACAUCACCUUCUCCAGUCACACCUUCUCCCCGAGACCCCUCCCAACUGAUAGCCUCAGAGAUGAUCCAGCUGAGGAUGAAGCUGGAGGAGAAGCGCAGAGCCAUUGAAGCCCAAAAGAAGAAGGUGGAGGAAGCAUUUACACGGCAUCGUCAGAAGAUGGGUAGAACAGCCUUUCUGAAUGUAGUGCGAAGAAAAGGCGUAACCAGCCCACUCAGUCCCAAUUCGAGCGGAGGUCUAACGCCUUCGCCAAAGACAUUAACCAGCCAUGGCAGCAUGGAGAGGGCAGAGCGAUGCAAGCCUGAUGGUGCGGCUCCCAAAUCUUCCUGUGAAGAUGGAGGAGGUUUAACGCCAGGGGAAACUGACCUUGCAGAUUACACUCGCUCCAUCGAGAGGCUGAACACAUCACUGGGGUUCCUCCAAACAGAGAUGCAGCGACUGGCUCAGCAGCAGGAGAGGAUCAUGUCCAUGAAAGAACAACAGCAAAAAGCUUGGGUCAUUCCUCCCCCUGCGCCAUCACCACACAGGCAGCUCCGUGAGUUGCGUAGCAGCAGUGUCACAGGCCGAGGAUCAACCAGAGGGUCGGUGGGUUCCUUGUCCCCCAUUUUGUCCUCGUCUGGCUCUGCCAAUUCCGUCAGUCGUCCCGCCGCUGGCCUUAAGCGACGGCCGGCCUCCUUCCACGCCAGGACACCUCGGAUUCCGCGGCCGAAUGAUCUGAAGAUCUCGCCCAUCAACCGAAUGCUCAACACCCCCACCUCGGUAGACAGCUUACCGAGACUGAGGCGGUUCACGUCGAGCCAAACUCAUACCAGCGCGUUUGCAUACUUGAGUUACGACGAAGGAUCCUGGAAUAGCAAGAGCCCGAAGACCAAAGAGAGCAAAGAAAACACUAAGGACAAAGAAGAGAUGGUGGAGAAGAAGAGUGCAGGCACUCCUCAGCCUCCCGCAGCCAAAGAGAAGGAAGAAGGAUCAGAAGGUCCCGAGGAAACUCCGCUAAGGAAUGAACAGUCAAGGACUUCAGAGGUCUUGUGUCAGCCGAUGUCUGAGGUCCAAGGCAACAAAAUCCUUCAGGACAAGAGAGAACUUGUGGAGGUUACGCUGUCUGGAAUCUGGCCUGCAGAGAGCCAAGCUGAGGAGACAACUGGAGAAACCGGAGAAGACCAGAAGAUGUGCUGUGGAUUUUUCUUCAAGGAUGAUGCAAAAGGUGAAGAGGACAUGGCGGCAAAGAAAGCAGCUCUGCUGGAGAAGAGGCUAAGGAGGGAGAAGGAGGUGCAGAAGAAAAAACAACAGCAGGAGGUGGACCAGGAGCAGAAGAAGGAAGCUGCACGGUUGAAAGCGGAGGAAGAACAGCAGAAGCGGGAUGAGGAAAAGGAAAGGAGAGAUUACAUCAAGAAUGAGUAUUUGAGGAGGAAGCAGCUGAAGCUGAUGGAGGACAUGGAUCAGGUCAUCAAGCCCAGAUGUGGAAGUUUCAAGAAGAAGCCUCGCCCCAAGUCCAUCCACAGGGAUGGCAUGGAGUCCUCCAGUCCCAUUGUGAGAGCGGCAGGGGUGCGUCCUCGAGGCUACUCGGUGUCGAGCAUUUCUUUGGCCUCUCUGAAUCUGACUGAUAAUGAGAGCAACCAUCCAGAUAACAAGAAGAACUUCCGGCCAGACUCUGCUGAGGGUCUCUCCUCAUGCCCCUCUGCUGGUAGUCGUAAUGGAGAGAAAGAUUGGGAAAACGAUUCAACCACUUCCUCGACUCCGUCCAACACUGAGUACACAGGACCCAAACUAUACAAGGAGCCAAGUGCUAAGUCCAACAAGCACAUCAUCCAGAAUGCCCUGGCCCACUGCUGCCUGGCUGGAAAGGUCAACGAAGGGCAGAAAAACAAGAUCAUCGAUGAAAUUGAGAAAUCCCAAGCUAACAACUUCCUUGUGUUGUUCCGUGAUGCCGGUUGCCAGUUCCGGUCGGUGUACGCUUACUGUCCCGAGACAGAGGAGAUCACACGGCUGACCGGCAUCGGGCCGAAGACCAUCACCGCAAAGAUGAUCGAACGCCUUUAUAAAUACAACUCGGACAGGAAGCAAUUCAGCCAGAUCCCGGCCAAAACCAUGUCAGCCAGUGUAGAUGCCAUCACCAUUGCCAGUCAUCUAUGGCAUAACAAAAAGCAGGGCACGCCCAAAAAGAUGCACUUGAAGUAGCACCAUAGGGCAAUGUUCUCUGGAAUAUGGAAAGCUUUUUGAAGCAUUUAUUAGAUCUACUUGAUAUCCAGCUUAAGAUCCAUGUACUAGUACGCUCUUUGUCCUCUUGAGUAAAACAACUUAUUAGACUAGGAGAAUAACUGUGUCUAACUAGUAAUAUUUUUUUACACUAGAGUGAAUUAGCCCAUUCACGGAUUUUUUGCCGAGGCCAAAGCCAUGUCUACGCUAAAAAUAUUGCUUUGGCACAAUCUUGUGACAUCUUGGGGCCAAGGAACUAUAUAAGUGAGAUGAGCUUCAUUUAGUCAGGCUGUUACCUUGUCUAAUUGAAAAAGGUGCUUUGCUGACAACUUGUGGCAUCAAUAGGUAAUUACAAACUUUAUGGGUGGGUGUCAAUUACCCAUGGAUACUGCCUUCCAUCACUAUGUAACAUUUCUGCACAAUAGUAGGGCAACUUUGGCAUGCUAGUAGGAAAACUGCAUGUUACCAGGUAGGCAAGACUGUGCACUAGUUGACAUCUGUGUGCACGAGUACUGAUCAUGAAGCUCAAGCUAACUAGUAGAAUUUUUAAAUGUCUGGUAGUACUAGUAGGACACAAUUGUCAACUAUUGUGCAGUUUUGCCUCACUAGUAACAUUUAGUUGUCCAACUAGAAUACUAAAGUUGUCCUACUAGUGAGUAUAAAAAGUAUACUAGCACAUUGAUGUUAAGUUGCAUAUCAAGGAUACGGCAUAGCAUUUAUUAUUUAUAUUAUUAUGUAUUGUCCAAGUCAAUUCAGCGCACUAGGAGAGUGAGUAGGGCGCAGCUGUAGAACAACUGUGUCUGACUAGUAACGUUUUUCCCACUACUGCUUUCCACUAGGCCUAGUAGUGUUACUAGUGCAGCACAUUAGUUUAGUAGUAAGGUUUAAUUUCUUACUUGUAGGCAAAAGUGGUACUAGGACUGGGAAAAAAUUUUGCUAGUAAGACACUCUCGUUCUACUAGUGUGCUAAAAUGUCUUACUAGUGAGGACUCAAAGCGGAUUACUGUAUGGACCUUAAACUGGAGAUCAAGGAUAUGGAUUCAAGCCGCUUUACUAAAAACAAUUUGGAUUCUAAGAUCACAACUGGAGUGUGGAAGAAGUUUCACAGAUAUGGACUAAAAUGGACACCAUGUUUCCUGACGUGCCAAAACAAGACGAUAAUAGGCAAUCGAUGCCGAGACGAACCUCUGUAGUGAAUGUCCCGCCUCUCAAAGAGGAAGCGAGGUUUCUAUAAGUUGAUCAUGUGCGGCCUUAUGCUUGUUUUGUGUCACCGAGAUGUGUUGUGGUUUGAUCGUGUUGUUUUUUUGGGGUUUUUUUGUAAGCGCCUUUUUGGGUUCAGAUUGGCAAAGGGCCCUCUGUCUGAUCAGGGAUCAGACUGAAGCAGCCUGUACAAAUGUUGCUGUACAAGCAUGUUUUUUGUGUGUAUUUCAAGUGCCAAGAGAAGUGUUUGCCAUUUCCAGUGAUCAUAUUGAGUAUCAUCAAACCUUCCUGGAAUGCACUGGUAAAAGACUCAUUUAUUUAUUUCUAUUGUUAUAAUGCGUCUAACAUAUUUUCAAGGCAAUUUUAUCCAGAGCGACAUAAUAUACUUAAUGUCUUGAAUUUAUUUGUAUAUAAUUGGAAGUGAACUUCUAGCAGCCUUUGAGUAGCUUUUCUAAUUUAUCAUCAAUAUCCAUCCUUCCCACGUGUUCAUUUAGGACCUUUUAUUAUGUCGCUAUUUUUUUUUUUUUUAAUUCCUGUUUUUGCUUUUAUUUUAUAAUCCAAAAAAGUGUGAUCCUCAACAAUAUCACUGAUUGACAGAAAUCCCUUAUUGUGCAGUGGAAACAUACAAUCACAGUGUUCUUGUCUUAUAUCUCAACUAUUCACAAUUGUAAAUAAAUGUUUUUAAAUGGUUUUCAUGACA
Messenger RNA from Phycodurus eques (leafy seadragon), 6611 nucleotides. RefSeq names its product calmodulin regulated spectrin-associated protein family, member 2b (gene camsap2b). Gene Ontology annotation, molecular function: spectrin binding; microtubule minus-end binding; calmodulin binding. The record is from RefSeq and is a predicted model, not a curated record. The coding region runs from base 92 to 4693 and encodes 1533 amino acids. The transcript has 23 exons. NCBI's taxonomy places the organism in Eukaryota, Metazoa, Chordata, Actinopteri, Syngnathiformes, Syngnathidae. Gene Ontology annotation, biological process: cytoplasmic microtubule organization; neuron projection development; negative regulation of microtubule depolymerization. Gene Ontology annotation, cellular component: microtubule minus-end.